AUGCAGAAAUGGCAACAAGAUGAAGCUUUCAAGAAACGGUCUGCACAAGUAUCGUUGAAUCGUUUGACUGAGACAGGUGGUCCUGGCACUGGUUCUUCUCGCCAUACAGGGGGCUCCAUAUCCUCAGUGGAGCAUAAAAGACGAAUGAGAUGCCCCCACCUCCUUCCCCAAAUCCCCAAUUUUUUUACCCUAACUGACCCCUUCUCUCUCUCUCUUUCUAAACUACUCUCCCAGUCGACUCAUCCGCCGUUACCUCCACCUCCUAUCAUUUCCCCUGCUUCCGCCUCAUGUCGUUGCUGCCUCCGCCUCCUGUCAUCGCCUUUUCUUCCGCAUCUGUUCGUCGCCGCCGCCUCCGUCGCUGUGAGAUUCGCCUCCACCGCCUCAAAGGAAUUGUUAGCUCAAGAAAAGGCACAGGCUUCCGCAUCAAUUAAUCAGGAGGUUGAUCUUGAUGAAUUGAUGGAUGAUCCUGAGCUGGAAAAAUUGCACGCUGAAAGGAUUGCCACUCUUAAGUUGACUCUAGAAAGAAGCUGAAAAGAGACAAACAUUGGAGAACUGAGGACAUGGAGAGUACAGAGAGAUUACUGAAGGGGAUUUCUUAAGUGAAGUCACUGGGAGUGAAAAAGUAAUAUGUCACUUCUAUCAUUGGGAAUUCUAUCGGUGCAAGUAAUUUCUUCACACUUCCCCCUUCUGUUUGCACAUUGCUCAAGGUUAUUAUAAUCAAACAUAUUAAUCUAUAGUAUCUUCGGAAAUAUAUAUAUACAUAUAAAUGGUUCU
Messenger RNA from Diospyros lotus (date-plum), 774 nucleotides. RefSeq lists its product as uncharacterized. The record is from RefSeq and is a predicted model, not a curated record. The transcript is spliced from 5 exons. Bases 1 to 531 code for a protein of 176 amino acids. NCBI's taxonomy places the organism in Eukaryota, Viridiplantae, Streptophyta, Magnoliopsida, Ericales, Ebenaceae.